This is a messenger RNA of Colossoma macropomum (tambaqui), 2544 nucleotides long. It is a transcript of the gene pibf1, whose product is annotated as progesterone immunomodulatory binding factor 1. NCBI's taxonomy places the organism in Eukaryota, Metazoa, Chordata, Actinopteri, Characiformes, Serrasalmidae. Gene Ontology annotation, cellular component: centriolar satellite. The coding region runs from base 123 to 2399 and encodes 758 amino acids. The record is from RefSeq and is a predicted model, not a curated record. The transcript is spliced from 18 exons. Gene Ontology annotation, biological process: cilium assembly.
AACAGGCUCUGCGAUGUCGACGGUAGUCGCCCUUUUGUUUGGUGUUGUGGUCGGUGGUCUCCAGGAGCGGCGGGACGCUUGAAAAGAGGAGCUGAAACCGUUCUCUGUCGAGGGCUACAUAAAUGCCGCCCAAAAAGCAGAAGGAUGCCACUGCCAACAUCUCCAGCUCACUGGAGUCUGAGGACAUCAGUCUGGAGACCACCGUGCCCACGGAGGACAUCUCCUCUUCGGAUGAAAAGAACGGAUCUCGGAAGGUCACCAAGCAGUUGCUAGAGAGAAAAGAGCUGCUCCAUAACAUUCAGCUCCUGAAAAUAGAGCUGUCCCAGAAAAAUCUCAUAAUUGAUAACCUCAAAGUGGAACACCUUACCAAAAUUGAGGAGUUGGAGGAGCAGCUGAAUGACGCUCUGCAUCAGAAACAGGUGCUGGCGCUUCGGCUGGACAGCCAGCUCAAACUCCAGCAGGAUGAAAACAGAAAGCAGCAGGCUUUGAGGAAACAGGAGAUGGACAGCAUUUUGCUGCGACAGAAACAGCUGGAGGAGACCAACAGGCAGCUGUGUGAGCGAGCUGGGGACAUCCGCCGCAGCCUUAGAGACAUAGAGCUGAGCGAGGAGAGAUACUCAGAACUGCGAGAACUUCCUGAGGACAAGCUCUCCAUCCCUGAAUAUGUGGCAGUACGCUUCUAUGAGGUGGUGACUCCUCUGAGGGCUCAGGUGACCGAGCUGCAGGUAAAGAAGAACAGUGUGAGUGAUGACCUGGACAGCCAUCGCAGCCAAAUCAGAUCCCUAAUGGAGAGCUAUGAGGAGGAAAGAAGGGCUCGCUCAGAGCUUGAGAUCCGCUGUCAGAGAGUGACUCUGGAAUUGGCCGACACCAAGCAGCUUAUACAGGAGGGCGACUACAAACGGCAGAACUACGAUAAAGUUAAACGAGAGAGAGAUGGCUAUGAGACAGAGGUGAGAGAGCUGAGAAAGAAGCUAGAGAUGAUGGACCUGACGCAGACAGCCCUGACCAAAGAGAGGAAUGACCUCAGUAAAGAGGUUUCUACUCUGCAGCAGUCAGUGACUCUCCUCCAGAAAGAUAAGGAGUAUCUGAACAGGCAGAACAUGGAGCUGAAUGUGCGCUGUGCCCAUGAGGAGGACCGCUUGGAGAGACUGCAGAUCCAGCUGGAGGAUACUAAGAAGGCCAGAGAGGAGGCUUAUGACAAAUAUGUGGUUUCCAGGGAUCACUAUAAGACCGAGUACGAAAACAAACUGAGGGAUGAGCUGGAACGCAUUCGCAUGAAGACCAGCCACGAGAUCGAGAGCCUGCAGCGCACCUCCAAGGAAAUGUACGAGAGAGAGAACAGAAACCUUCGGGAAGCACGAGAUAACGCAGUCCUUGAGAAAGAGCGAGCUGCGAGUGCGGAGAGGGACAUACAGGCCAGAUAUGACCAGCUCCUAGAGCAGUUGAGGCAGCUGCAGCUGAACUCUGACAGUAGGGUGUCUGAGCUGCAGAACCAGAUGAAGCUGAAGGCUUUUGAAGUGGAGCGCGCCCAGAUGGUUCAGGAGGAAACGGCAAAAAACCUCAGCCUCUGCCAGAUAGAGUGCGAGAGGCACCAGAAGAAAACUGAGGUUUUGACAAAGGAGUUUUACGCGCUGCAGGCGUCAUCAGAGAAACGCAUUGCCGAACUUCAGUCCCUUAGUGCCGAGCAGGAGAAGCGCCUAGAGAUCUAUGAGAAGCUGGAGAAGGAGCUGGAUGACGUCACCAUGCAGGCAGCAGAAAUUGAAAAUGAAGAAGAGGCUGAGAGGGUGCUGUUUUCAUACGGUUAUGGAGCGAAUGUGCCGACGACGGCCAAGAGGAGACUGAAGCAGAGUGUUCAUCUGGCUCGAAGAGUUCUGCAGUUGGAGAAACAGAACACACUGCUGAGGAGAGACCUAGAGAGACGCUCUGCCCACACAGAGCAAAUCACUGAAGAGUUGCAGACAGCCAAUCAGCUUCUUCAGCAGUCCCAACAGCCAUACAGUUACCUAAUAGAAACGGUUCGUCAACGGGACACGCAGAUCCAGUCACUGAAAGAGCGCCUCUCACAGCUAGAGGAGGAAGUGAGUGCACUUAAGAAAGAGAAGACAGCCCUCCUGCAGGUGAAAAACAAUAUGGCUGCCGAUCUGGAGCGGCUCCUGAGCCACAGAGAGGAGCUGUCUGUGAUGAAGCAAGUGCUGGUCAGCAUGCGUUCACGGCAGCAUGGGGAACCUCUGUCCACGUCGGAACCAGAGUUUGUCCGUACUGGAACAGCUGUACGCCUGCCCAGGGAGUCCAGCAAAGCCACAGACGAGGAGCAGUACCAGCCCAGACCCAAACCCACUGUGUUUACCAAUAAAGAAGUCCCUGAAUGGUACAGGAAGCUUAAAGUGAAGCCCAAAUAAAGAACGGAGCCUUGAUUUACCCACAUGUGACCACGAAGAAGGCGAUAUAAGUGCAACUUACUUCAUGACUGUGUAGUGUUUUUGUUUUUGUUUUUGUACAUUCAAUUCUGUACAUUAUUGUUUACCUGAAAUCCAUUUUGUAUUA